Camelina sativa (false flax) is the source of this 894-nucleotide messenger RNA. RefSeq names its product heavy metal-associated isoprenylated plant protein 42-like. Gene Ontology annotation, molecular function: metal ion binding. NCBI's taxonomy places the organism in Eukaryota, Viridiplantae, Streptophyta, Magnoliopsida, Brassicales, Brassicaceae. The record is from RefSeq and is a predicted model, not a curated record.
UAAUCGUAUCAAAUGAAAUCUGCCAUUGACUUCUAAUGUAUAAAAUCACGCACGAUACACACAACCUAGACUAAGAUAUAAAUUCGUGUGAUAAGCGUCCAAAACUAUAAAACUCAAUUGGUUUGUUUACGUUUUCAAUAUCGAUCGAUCUAUACUAGCUAGGGAAUUGCAGUAGGAUCCUUUUCGCUCUCCCUUUCGUGACAAAAGAAGACUAUAGUUGUUUCUAAGUAUUGAAAGCAAUAUGGAUCUUGACUUUCCGAUUUGUAUAUUAAAGAUGAAUUUCGAGUGUUCUGAAGACUUGCCUUCUCGGAUCAAGAAGCUUCUACGAAAAGUUGAAGGAGUUAAGGCCAUUAUCAUAGACCCGGUGAAGGGUCUUAUUUUGGUCUCUGGCACCGCACAACCGUCACUUCUCAUCAAAACCGUCGAAAAAAUUGGUCAAAGUCCACAACUUCUCGCCUACGAGCGUGAUCCAACUACGGUUCCGACCAAAUUCCGUUCAUUGCUUAAGCGUUACGCAAAGAAAAAGGGCCAAGAGAAACCAGCCUCUGAGCCCGCACCCACCACUGCCACCAACGCAGCGGAAACUUGUCCAGCGGGAGGUGACACUUUUAGAGGUUUCGGGUAUGCUGCACCACCGAAUGCGAUGCAGAUGCCAGCCUUCACGUUGCCGCCAAGGAUGGGACCGCCGGGAUGGUUAGCACCAGGUGAGAAACCCAGGUUGAUGGUAAAGUACGAGGAGCCGAAGGUAGCGACGAGGAAGCCGCCUGCUCCUUAUCCCUUUGAUUACUACGAAAAAUUGGGCUUUCCACCACACGACUCUCUUUGGAACAUUUUCAGCGAUGAUAACCCUCAACCUUGCACCAUCAUGUGACUAGGGUUUAACCCCUGAACACU